Pezoporus occidentalis (night parrot) is the source of this 6059-nucleotide messenger RNA. RefSeq names its product PDZ domain containing 8 (gene PDZD8). NCBI's taxonomy places the organism in Eukaryota, Metazoa, Chordata, Aves, Psittaciformes, Psittacidae. Gene Ontology annotation, molecular function: protein binding; lipid binding. Gene Ontology annotation, biological process: mitochondrial calcium ion homeostasis. The coding region runs from base 147 to 3626 and encodes 1159 amino acids. The record is from RefSeq and is a predicted model, not a curated record. Gene Ontology annotation, cellular component: mitochondria-associated endoplasmic reticulum membrane contact site. The transcript is spliced from 5 exons.
AGCCGCCCCGCCCUCACGGAGAGGGCGGUGUGGGGACCCGGAUGAGGCGGCCUCCGGUGGCCGCGGCCGUUAAACAGCGUCCUGCGGGAGCGACCCCCGGCAUGGCGGCGGCUCGGUGAGGGCAGCGCGCCCGGGGUGCGGAGAGGAUGCAGCUGAUCUACGUGAUCCUGCUCUCGGCGCUGGCCGGCUGCGUCCUCACGCUCCUUUUCCAGCUGCUGCUCUUCUACUGGGGGAAGCCGGAGCCUGUCGGGACGGCUGGAGACACCGACGGGGUCGUCUACGCUCGUGUGGCGGCUGACCACAGCCUCAGGGACUAUCUCCAGGGCUCGGAGCCGGCCGGCAGCCAGGCGCCUUCAGAUUCGGCCCCUACCCCUGCUCCGGCCUCAGCGCCGGCCACCGCUGCGGCUCCUGCCGCCGCCCCGGGCUCGGAGCCCAGCGCCAAGCAGCAGCAGCAGCCAGAGCCUUCUCCGGACCCCUGCCGCGAGGAGACGUGCCACUUCCUCAAUGCUAUCUUCCUCUUCCUCUUCAGGGAGCUCAGGGACACAGCCCUGGUCAGGAACUGGGUCACCAAGAAGAUCAAGGUGGAGUUUGAAGAGCUGCUCCAGGCCAAGAUGACGGGGAAGGUGCUGGAGGGGCUCAGCCUCAGAGACGUCUAUCUCGGCAACGUCCUGCCUGUGUUCAAAGCUGUCAAGCUCAUUCGGCCAGUGGUCUGCAACGAGGAGGGCUGCCCCGAGGAGCUGGGCUUUGAGGUAGACCUGGAGUACAAUGGUGGCUUCCACUUGGCCAUCGAUGCCGACCUGGUCUUUGGCAAGUCGGCCUACCUCUUUGUCAAGAUCUCCCGGGUGCUAGGGAAGCUGAAGCUGGUCUUCACACGCCUGCCCUUCACUCACUGGUCUUUCUCUUUCAUGGAUGACCCUGUGAUACUCUUUGAAGUGAAGUCUCAGUUUGAAGGCAGGCCCAUGCCACAGCUCACUUCCAUCAUAGUGAACCAGUUCAAGAAGGUUAUUAAGCGCAAGCACACCCUGCCCAAUUAUAAAAUCAGGUUCAAGCCAUUUUUUCCAGUUCAUGUAUUGCCACCUGAUGAAUGUGAAGAUCGCGACCUCUGUAUACAGGAGCUUCUGUUGACAGAAGGUCGUCUAAGAGUCACCUUAAUUGAAUGUACAAGGUUAUUUAUGUUUGGAUCCUAUGAAAGAGAAGCGAACGUUCAUUGCACAAUGGAGCUGAGCACUAAUGUUUGGGAAGAAAGAUCAAGAAGUUCUAUUAAAACGGCAGAACUAGUGAAAGGGACUCUGCAAAGUAUUGGACUUACGCUCCGCUUUGUGCAGUCCAAGGAUGAUGAUACAGGGCACGUCGUCAUCGAAACUGUGACUCCAAACUCACCUGCUGCAGCUGCUGAUCUACAGAGGGGAGACAGACUUCUAGCCAUUGGCAGUGUUAAAAUCACAUCAACUGUCCAAGUGUUGAAGCUCAUUAGACAGGCGGGGGAUAGAGUUUUAAUUUUUUAUGAAAGGCCUGUUGGGUGUAAUCAGCAUGGUUCAGCACUGCAGGAUGGAUUUGGUCAACUGGAAGACGCUGCUUUCUUGACACAGACGGAAGAUGACCAAGCUAGUAUAUCAGUUGAUGUUGAUAACAGAGAUUUUGAUUCAGAAUUUGAGGACUUAGCUUGUGAAUCACCUGAGCAAAAAGAAGAUCUGCCAACAACUCUGAGUCCCAAACGUUCAGUAGUAGUACUUGCUACGAAAACCCAUGGAACUAUAUCUCCGAUUCUGAAUCGAAAGCUGUAUUUAGGAAGUCAGACAACAUCAAAAACACAACAAAAAGAUGGAAAUAAAUUGGCAGUACCCAAAAUUAUUGAGGGUUCAGAUACAUCACAGCAAUCAGGAAAACAAUCGCAAGGAUCUGGUACCAAGCCUCCUGUGCCACCAAGGCCACAAAGUAAGCCUGUUGUAUCUACUAGUGAAAGUCCAAAUUUGUUAGAACCUGGAGGCGUAUCUUCUGAAAAACCAGAGAAGCCACCUCCACCUACAAAUAAUGGAGAUAAAUGUGCAGAGAAGGUAGUAAAGAAUAAUGAUCAAAUAGAAGACCCAGCAAUAUCAAAAGUAAUAACGACACCAAAACAAGAUGCAUUAAAAGAUGGACUUUCAGAAAAUUCGCGUAGCUGCAAAGAUAGUGGAGAUGAUCGUCAAACAUGGGAAUCACCAGAAAUUCCUUAUAAAAUCCGACAAGGCCGAUGGCCAAAGACGAGAGCAUCCACCUGUCUGUUUGAAGUAGAAGGAUACCAUAGGUACCUUAAUAUUGCACUGUGGUGCAGAGACCCUUUCAAAGCAGGUGGUUUUAUCUGCUUAGGAUAUGCAAGCAUAAGACUUGAAGAAAUUGCUUUAGAUUGUCUAGCUACAUCCUCAAUGGAGUAUAUUAGAACAUUUAAACUGAAUGCUCCUGCGCCUAAAGCUACAGUCACUAGAACAGCGUUGCGGAAUUUGACAAACCAUAAGGGAUUCAAUGAAAAAUUUUGUUAUGGCGAUAUAACUUUACAAUUCAAAUAUUUAAUAGAAGGUGAAAUAGAUGAUUCAAACAUUCUCCUGGAGAAAGAAAAUGAAUGUCAAAUGGAAGAAGAAGCUCGUGCGUGUCAGAAGGAGGAUCCUUACUUGGGACAAAUUGUUUUUACGGAGAGCAAACAUAACUUUCAGGAUACUCAGUUUCAGAAUCCAACUUGGUGUGAUUACUGCAAAAAGAAAGUGUGGACUAAAGCAGCUUCACAGUGCAUGCUCUGUGCUUACGUUUGCCAUAAAAAAUGUCUAGAAAAAUGUCUAACUGAGACACCCUUCUGUGUAGCAGCUGACAAGCGACUUGAUCAAACUGCGGGAGUUUGUAGAGCAGAAGGACAGGAAACUUCCCAAGCUGCAUCUUCUCGUGUUGAUGCAGAAUCUAAAUCUGUUAACAGAACUACAGGUUUGACCAGGCAUAUCAUCAAUACAAGCACCCGCUUCUUAAACCUUCGGCAAGUCCCCAAGGCUCGCCUUUCUGAGCAAGGAGCAGAGGUGGUAGAACCUUCGCCAAAGCACACACCAACCACUUCUGAUAAUGAAAGUAGUGAUACUGAAAUCAGUGGACCAAGCAGUCCUUCAAAACGUGCAUCAAGUACUGGGAUAAAAUUGGUCCGAAAGGAGGGUGGUCUAGAUGACAGCGUCUUCAUUGCUGUUAAAGAAAUUGGACGUGAUCUGUAUAGAAGUUUACCCACAGAGGAGCGUUCCCAGAAACUAGAAUUUAUGUUGGAUAAGCUGCAGAAUGAAAUAGACCAGGAGCUGGAAAAUAACAACUCCCUUGUUAAAGAAGAAAAAGAGACAACGGAUGCAAGGAAAAAAGCCCUGAUUUCUGCUGCACUGGCUAAGUCAGGUGAAAGACUGCAGGCCCUGACACUGCUGAUGAUCCACUACAGAGCAGGCAUUGAGGAUAUAGAGUUUUUGGAGAGCAUGUCCUUAGACCGGCAGUCCAAAGCCGUGACUAAAGAUUCAGAGGAGCCCAGUGUAGCAGAAGAAAUGGAUAAUGAAGAUGUCAGUCUGAUGGAGGCCCCAACAAUCAACAUUAUAUCAGAAGAAUCAGUUGAUCCGCCUGAAUCAGUAGACUGAUAUUUGCAUAUUUAUCCUGAGAAGGAAUGGACUAAAAGAAUACUUUGCACUUCAUUUACAAACACACACAAAGGAAAUGAAAACACUGGUAUGAUGUACGUGUCCUGCUUCUCCACAGUUACUUGCCUGUGUAAGAGUACAGCUAAUAAUGGGUCUUCUCCAGCUACAGCACCAUCAUUUUUAUUACACUGGCUGGGUACAAUUACAUUGUGGGGUUUCUAUUGGAAAUUUAUUUUUAAUAACUUAUUUUUAUUUUUUCUAAUUACGUAACCUUACCAUUUCACAUGAAGGUGUAUGGUGUCCUUAAUGGAUUACUUGCCCUGUCUACCCUCCCACCCUCCCCCCUUUUUGUUUUGAGCCAGUGUUUUCAGCAGGAAACUGGCAGGAUUUUCAAUACGUUGAGUUUCCCUUGUAUGAUUCAAAAAUACAAGCUUGUUGCAUGCCUAAGCUGAUGACUAGCACAGAAGUCACUGAGGGACCAGGCUUUAAAAUGUUGAUCACAGUUUUAUUGUAUGUCUGUCUACUAAAGAGUUGUGUAUUUUUUUUUGCCAAACAUGUCAUGAAAGCAAACAAAGGGUCUUUCAUUUUAUCUGUUAUUAGUGUUUACUGAUGUUACUGUUGCAUAUCGUUUGUUUUCCAUAUUUUUGUUAAACACAAGAACUUUUCAUAGUUUUUAAUUAAUAUGAAAUACAGUAAUGCUAAUCCUCCUUAGAACUUUGGGCUAUUGUAUCCUGAUUGUACUGCUAGAUAUCAAAGUACAUACCAGUAUCUCGGAAUAAUUUAAUUGGGAAUAUCUUUGAGAUAAGAGGCUGGUUUGGUUGCCUUGCAGAACAAAAUUACGUGUUUAAGUAGCGUUGUACUGUCAGAUAAGCUGCUAAAGGAAAACUGUUCUUGACAAGAGUUGGAGGUUUCAUAGCAUUCUAUGAAAAAGAAUGUGAUGACAGUUUAAGUGAUUUAAAACCAAAAUAUUUUGCUGCAGACUAUCAUUUUUGGGAAGCUUAAGGUACAAAAUACUUCACAAAAUAGCUAAAGAUGUUCUCUCAACACUUUUGAGUAUCGUCAUAGUGGUCAUUGGCAUUCAGCUUCUCAGACAGAAGAGACAGUCUGAGCAGAAGGAUGACCUUUGUCAGAAAAAUGUCUUAUAGUGUAUAUAAUGUUUUAUUUGAGUCCAAAUACGUGCGUCCAGUAGAGAUGACAACAAAUGUCAGUCAGCUGCUUUUGAAAAGAUCUAUCUGGUCUUGUGCUAUGUGUAAACUGUGGAUCUUAGCAUCUUAGCUAAGGCCAUUGUUCUUAUUUAUUUCCUGUCUUUGUUUCAUCUUCUGUGUAUAGAAAUGCAGUGUGAAAUAUCAUCUUUAUUUUAGGUACCGUGUUAGGAACUGGUAUCGUUAUCACUGGUACCAUGGUGGUAAGAAAGAAAAAAUGCCUAUGUGGAAAUGGUGUUAAAUCUACGAUGGUAAAAUAACUCAUUUAAAUUUUCAGGCAGUCUGUAAUGUUCCUCUCCGUUAAAUUUGCUUCUCAGUUUAUUUUCUGAUGGGCAAAACUAAGAAGCAAUGGUUUUUACUGAUGGCAAAGCAUACUUGGACUUCUAAACAAAAUUGUUACUUCCACUCAUGCAACUACUUGCACUUCUUUGUGAGUUCUGGGCAGUUGAUACUUACUUAAUUGAUGUAUGGAAAACACUACCCAUGCUAAAACAGGCAUGUGACACACUUCUGGAAUUAAGCUUCAGCAAAUAAUCGCACAAAAUUAGCUUCCCUUAUUGACUAAAAGUUAUUUAACCUAUACUUGCUUGAGAUGCAUAUUAAGACUUCCCCACUCAGUUUUCUCGGCGGCUUACGAUUGGUGCUGAUGUGCAUUUAAUCUCCAUCAGUGUUUGCUCUUAUGGACUACUAUAGAGCUUUUCAAAUAUAUAUCCAAGUACUUCAUUUAAACCCUGGUACACACGAAGGAGCUGUGAAAACAAUGCAAAUGCCGAUUUCAAAAACACAUCUGUGGGUUUAGAUUGACUUGUGUAAUGCAGUGGGUAAGAAAAGCUGGAUGUAGUUUUCCUCUUAUAGUACUGCUAAUGAUGAUUGUAAGAGAGAAAUUAAACGUAGUGCAAUAUUUUUAAAUAUGCCGAAUGGGAAAAGGGCAAAAUAGUUGUAUUUUAGUGAUAAGAAGGAAAACAUACAAUUCCUAUCUGGCAUUAAUUACAAUAUACGGUGAAUCUCAAGGGGAAAAUUGUAAUACUACAUUCCUGAUGUAAUCCUUGCUUCAUGCUUGACUGUAAAUAGCUGAAAAUAAAGAAUACCACGGAAAACAAGAAUAUCUUGACUUAAUGAUAUCUGAAUAGGUGGCAGCUACACACAUUUGCAGAAGAUCUGCCUAAUACGAUUUUGUUGGCUAUUAUUUUAUCAUGAGAAUAAGCUUUAAUAAAAUAGUUUUGCUAAAUUA